AUGACACAACAGCUGAACAACGAGAAUAUGGGCAAAUGCAUCCCAAAUCCCAACGCCGAACGUGUGGAAUACAAAGACUUGGAUCCCGCACAGAAAGAGCUCAGAGUGAUUAUGCGCACAAUAAAACAGGACCCUACUCUCAUGGGCAUUGAGCAUCUCGGCCGAGAUGGCAUUUACCGCUCUCUCACAGCCGACCGUGAAGUUGUGGACGCCGUCCCAUUCUCUCCCGCGCUCAUAAAGGCCAUACUCGACCGUUUUCCGUACAAUGAAGAAGGCGAGAAGGUGUUUCGCGGGGUCGACGGGAACAAAACACCUCAGGAGCAGUGGUACAAGCCUUUGGCUGGGAUACUGCCCCCGCCGCUGGAGGAGAAACACCGUGAGAGAUCGGAGGAAAAGCUUGAGGAGAAUAGAAGGUGGUACUAUGAGAAGAGGAAGAAGUUGGAGACUGAGGGCGUUGAGAAGGAUGCGGUUUAUUUAAUGUCAGAUCAUGACCUUGGGCCAGGGGCGGGGAAGCGCAAGCCAGAAAAGGUAUCAGACUCUUUGUAA
Fusarium sp. VM40 is the source of this 546-nucleotide messenger RNA. Lineage: Eukaryota; Fungi; Ascomycota; Sordariomycetes; Hypocreales; Nectriaceae. The record is from the annotation of a GenBank genome assembly.